Gymnogyps californianus (California condor) is the source of this 2637-nucleotide messenger RNA. RefSeq names its product forkhead box P1 (gene FOXP1). Gene Ontology annotation, biological process: regulation of transcription by RNA polymerase II. Gene Ontology annotation, molecular function: DNA-binding transcription repressor activity, RNA polymerase II-specific; RNA polymerase II cis-regulatory region sequence-specific DNA binding. The transcript has 19 exons. Lineage: Eukaryota; Metazoa; Chordata; Aves; Accipitriformes; Cathartidae. Gene Ontology annotation, cellular component: nucleus. The record is from RefSeq and is a predicted model, not a curated record. The coding region runs from base 134 to 2185 and encodes 683 amino acids.
UUAUCUGCAGCGCCAGAACAAAGGACCUUUUGAGUUUACUCUGGAUAAAGAAACUCGUUUAUGAAGAAGAUUUUCCCUGUAUCAUCCUCCCUCUUUAAUCUGAUCCUGGAUUGCAAUUUUCAGUUUUUGAGUCAUGAUGCAAGAAUCUGGGACUGAGACAAAAAGUAACGGUUCAGCCAUUCAGAAUGGAGCGAGCGGUGGCAACCAUUUACUAGAGUGCAGCCUGCGGGAAGUGAGAUCAAACGGCGAGACACCUUCAGUUGAAAUUGGGGCUGCAGAUUUAGCACAUCUUCAGCAACAGCAGGCUCUCCAGGUGGCACGGCAGCUUCUACUGCAACAGCAGCAGCAGCAACAGCAGCAGCAGCAGCAGCAACAAGUUAGUGGAUUAAAGUCUCCGAAGAGGAAUGACAAACAGCCAGCCCUUCAGGUUCCAGUGUCGGUGGCUAUGAUGACACCUCAAGUGAUCACUCCCCAGCAAAUGCAGCAGAUCCUCCAGCAACAAGUGCUAACUCCCCAGCAACUCCAAGUCCUGCUCCAACAGCAGCAGGCACUCAUGCUUCAACAGCAGCAGCUUCAAGAGUUUUAUAAGAAACAACAGGAACAGUUGCAGCUUCAACUUUUACAGCAACAACAUGCUGGAAAACAGCCUAAAGAGCCCCAGCAACAGCAGGUGGCUACGCAGCAGUUGGCCUUUCAGCAGCAACUCUUACAGAUGCAGCAGUUGCAACAGCAGCACCUCCUGUCUUUGCAGCGUCAGGGGCUGCUAACAAUCCAGCCUGGCCAGCCUACUCUGCCUUUGCAACCCCUUGCACAAGCCGGCAUGAUUCCAACAGAACUGCAGCAGCUCUGGAAGGAAGUGACAAGCUCGCACACAGCGGAGGAGGCAGCCAGCAACAACCACAGCAGCCUGGACCUGUCCACCACCUGCGUCUCCUCCUCCGCGCCAUCUAAGACCUCCUUAAUCAUCAACCCGCACGCCUCAACUAACGGACAGCUAUCGGUCCACACUCCUAAACGGGAGAGUUUAUCCCACGAGGAGCACUCACACAGCCAUCCGCUCUAUGGACACGGUGUAUGCAAAUGGCCAGGCUGUGAAGCAGUAUGUGAAGACUUCCAGUCGUUCCUAAAACAUCUCAACAGUGAGCAUGCGCUGGAUGAUAGAAGUACAGCCCAAUGUAGAGUACAAAUGCAGGUUGUACAGCAGUUAGAGCUACAGCUUGCAAAAGAUAAAGAGCGCCUGCAAGCCAUGAUGACACACCUGCAUGUGAAGUCAACUGAACCAAAAGCCACCCCUCAGCCCCUGAAUCUGGUAUCGAGCGUCACGCUUUCCAAGACGGCAUCCGAGGCGUCUCCGCAGAGCUUACCUCAUACUCCCACCACCCCGACUGCGCCCAUCACUCCCGUCACGCAGGGACCGUCGGUCAUCACUACCACGAGCAUGCACAACGUCGGACCCAUCCGGAGGCGGUACUCGGAUAAAUACAACGUCCCCAUUUCUUCAGAUAUUGCCCAGAACCAAGAAUUUUAUAAGAACGCAGAAGUUAGACCACCAUUCACGUAUGCAUCUUUAAUUAGACAGGCCAUCCUCGAAUCUCCAGAAAAACAGCUAACACUAAAUGAAAUCUACAACUGGUUCACGCGAAUGUUUGCUUACUUCAGACGCAACGCGGCAACGUGGAAGAAUGCAGUGCGUCAUAAUCUUAGUCUUCACAAGUGUUUUGUGCGAGUAGAAAACGUUAAAGGGGCAGUAUGGACAGUGGAUGAACUAGAGUUCCAAAAACGAAGGCCACAAAAGAUCAGUGGUAACCCUUCUCUUAUUAAAAACAUACAGACCAGCCACACCUACUGCACACCUCUCAAUGCUGCUUUACAGGCUUCAAUGGCUGAGAACAGUAUACCUCUAUACACUACUGCUUCCAUGGGAAAUCCCACUCUGGGCAAUUUAGCCAACGCAAUGAGGGAAGAGCUUAAUGGUGCAAUGGAGCAUACGAACAGUAACGGGAGUGACAGUAGUCCAGGACGUUCCCCUAUGCAAGCAAUGCACCCCGUGCAUGUCAAAGAAGAACCAUUAGAUCCAGAUGAAAAUGAAGGCCCGCUAUCCUUAGUGACAACAGCCAACCACAGUCCAGAUUUCGAUCACGACAGAGAUUAUGAAGAUGAACCUGUAAAUGAGGACAUAGAAUGAGUAUGUCUGACAUCAUUAUCCUGAGAAUGAAGAUUGGAAGAACACGUCAAACUUAGCUGUGAAAUCUCUCCAUUAUUGUACAGUCUGGAGGAUUCUCAGUCCACUUUGACAACUAUGAAAUAUGUUAACUCUUAGUGCCAUCAAGUAUCCCAUUUGGGAGUAUUUUUGAUUUUUCUACUUUUUGUUGAAAAAAGGAAUUUGUACUCUGUGCAUUGGAUGGACUUGUUUGGUACUUGGGAUUUUCCUCUCUUACAGUCAACAUCAGUGUUGUAAAUUUGCUAAACUGAUUCACUUGCAUUUAGCAGCCAGCUGUGGACUGCAGGUCCUGCCAAUUUUGGACACUUGAGGACAUCAAACUGAGCAUGUACACCUGAACUGCAGAUCAAGUCUUUGCCCAGAUUUUAAGGAUUCCAAUGGACAACAUAUUUGCACAGUACUGCAUGUUGAUUAUC